AUGGUCUCCGGAGGAAUGUCGUGCGUUAAGUACCUGUUGUUUGCCUUCAAUUUGGUUUUCGUGAUCUUCGGCAUCCUAUUGCUGUACUCUGGCUUCAAGACGAUCGCCAAUAUAGAUCACUAUCACCUGCUCCUGGAUGAGGCGCCCCAUAACGUGGCCAUCGCUCUGGUGAUCGUCGGGUUCGCCAUCUUCGCGGUCGCAUUCCUCGGCUGCUGCGGUGCCAUCAAAGAGAACGCUUGUAUGCUUACGUCGUUCAGUUCAAUCAUAUUAGUCAUACUUCUGAUUGAGUUGAUCGGCGCCGGACUCAUCUUCGCCUUCAAGUCCACCCUGAAGUCGGCGGCCGAGAAGGGCAUAGAGGGGGCCAUCGCUAAGUACAACAUGACUGACAACUCGACCGACAUUAACGUGAUUCUGGACGACAUCCAGAAGAAUCUGAAGUGUUGCGGUGCCGUCAACGCCAGCGACUGGCAGUUGCACAACAAAUACCCGGCCGACACCUAUCCCCCGUCGUGCUGUGCCACUGAGACCACCGCCAAAUUCUGUACUACCGAUCCCUACAAGAAUGGAUGUAUCGAUAAGUUGGAGGCGGACGUGAAGGGCUCGAUCGGCCUGUUAGGCGGCAUUGCCAUUGCUGUGGCUGUCAUUCAGUUGAUUGGGAUUAUCUUCUCGUGUUCUCUCAGCCGAAGUAUUAAGAGAGAGUACGAAGUGAAACUACCGCUUAGUCUAAGAGUCGGAGUGGAGGGGGAGGGGCUGUCAAAGGGGUCGGUACCUGGCGUUGGCAUGAUGUUAGACAGUGGUGGUGGUGGUGGGGCUGUCAGAGCCUAUGCCUACCUGUUGCCUACCUGUGCGAUGGUGUGUGCGCUGGCGUGCAUUCCGGACCGGUUGUGUAUUCGAGAGAGCGCUGGCAGCCUAUGCUAUAGCUAUGGGCCAGCCGUAUGA
This is a messenger RNA of Oppiella nova, 939 nucleotides long. NCBI's taxonomy places the organism in Eukaryota, Metazoa, Arthropoda, Arachnida, Sarcoptiformes, Oppiidae. The record is from the annotation of a GenBank genome assembly.